AUUCUUUAUUUCUCUUAAGAAAAAAAGAAGAGAAAAAAAAAGAGAGAAAAAAAUUAUGAAAAACAUCAACACAAAUCGCCGCCGGCAUAUUCCGUCAAUUCCCGGACGUUUCGCUCUCUUGCCUGGAGCAACUUCUUCCACAGUUCUCAAGCUAGCUUUCGUUUCCGGCUAAACUAUUUGCCUCCAUAUUUUGAAUUUUAUUGUUCUAUUCAACCAGGAGAGCCAUGGUUUGAACAAUUCACGUUUCUACUUACAAAUUGUACUCGGCAACUUUUUUGUUAUUCAAAAUCCAGGAUCUGAUAUUCUUGCUACUGCAAGUAAACCAUCUGAAUCUCAUCAUUUGGCGGACUUUUUCCCUUUGUGAAUCUGGAUGUUGAUUCUGCUUCGUAUUCGAGAAUGAGACGAGUAUCCAUUCACUUUGAUUUGGACGGUAGCAUCGGAUUUCUGAGCUGAGUACUCUAGUUUUUUUCUUUUUUAAAGUUUCAGUUGUAAGAUUAUCAGAUCUUUGUAUAUUUCUUCGAUUAUUUUAUGUUAUGCUAUCCAAUUUAGUUCUGUUUUCUCAGUCUUGUUCUAUUAGUUCGUAUGCGUUAUUUUCUCUGCAUUUUGUGUUGGGAUCGGAAUUCAAUCCGCGUAGUAUUUUUGUAACUUUAAGAUUUUCCUAGAACUGUCUGCGCACGAAUGGCUAUAGCUCGGCUAGCUCGCCAAGCAAAACGUUCGUAUGGGUUUUGCGCGAAGUUGACGGCUGUGGUUAUUUUAGGCCUUUGCUUUAUAGUUGUUUGGUCUGUUUUUGCUUCUCCUUCCACGUCCGUGACUAUUCGGAGGGAAAGUUUCGACAAUAUUGGCGAACCCGUUACAGGAAACACGAAAGCAAGCCAUCCUGGAGCUCAAAAUGAUAAUAGGAAGAAGAUAGAUGAGGGCAAAUUGAGCAGGGAUACGAAAGAUAAAGUGAAAUCCGAUCCAGAUGGAAGAGAUACGAAAAAGGUUAACGGUUCAGAUUCCAAGUCUCCCAGUAACCAUAACCAUGCAUCUGAUAAGAAGCAUGGAGCAGCAAAAGAGAAAAAUGAGAAACAUAAAGAAAAUAAACCAGUGGUUACAAGAAAAGAGAAUCAAGGAUCAGAGGAAUCUGAUGAUGAAGAUGCAGAAAAGGGAAAUGAGGAGGAAGAACAGGAAGUGAUAGAUGGCCAAGAAGCAGAGCUAAAGGAUGAUGAAGCUGAAACAGAAGGUGAUCUGGGUGAGUCAGAUCAGGAACCUGAGGAGAGGAUUGAGCCAAAAGAUAAAGGGAAAAAAGUCAAGAGAAAAGGUCCAUUGUUUGAUCCAAAUGCUCAUUAUAGUUGGAAACUAUGCCGAGCAAGAAGUAAAUACAAUUACAUCCCUUGUAUUGACAUUGAAGCUGGAGUGGUAAGACAGCAGGGCUAUCGGCAUAGGGAAAGGAGUUGCCCUAGAGCACCUCCAAUGUGCCUUGUGCCUCUUCCUCCCAGUGGAUACAGGCCCCCGGUGCAUUGGCCGGAGAGCAAUUCAAAGAUACUUUACAAGAAUGUGGCACAUCCAAAACUUGCUGCUUUCAUUAAGAAACAUGAUUGGUUGGUGGAAGCUGGAGAGUUCCUUACAUUUCCUCAGAAUCAUUCUGAGCUCAAUGGUGGAGUUAUCCACUAUCUUGAAUCCAUUGAAGAGAUGGUACCUGAUAUUGAGUGGGGCAAGAAUAUUCACGUGAUUCUUGAAAUUGGAUGCACAUAUGCAAGUUUAGGGGCUUUCCUUCUUGAAAAAGAUGUUAUAACAUUGUCAUUGGGCUUGAAGAAUGACCUUGUGGACUUGGCUCAAGUCGCACUUGAGCGAGGGUUUCCAACAGUGGUUAGCCCUUUUGGGAGUAGGAGGCUUCCUUUUCCUAGUGGUGUUUUUGAUGCCAUUCAUUGUGGGGGAUGCAGUAGAAGUUGGCAUUCCAAUGAUGGGAAGCUUCUUCUAGAAAUGAAUAGGAUUUUAAGGCCUGGCGGAUACUUCAUCUUGUCCAGUAAACAUGACAGCAUUGAAGAAGAAGAAGCAAUGAGUUCAUUGACGGCUUCAAUUUGUUGGAACAUUCUGGCACAUAAAACUGAUGAAGUAAGCGAAGUGGGUGUUAAGAUAUAUCAGAAACCUGAAUCAAACGAUAUAUUUGGGCCGAGGAGAAGGAAAAAACCACCUCUGUGCAAGGAAAACGAAAACCCUGAUGCUGCCUGGUACGUGCCUAUGACAACCUGCUUACACACCAUUCCAACUUCUAUUGAACAGCGCGGAGCAGAAUGGCCUGAAGAAUGGCCCAAGAGACUUGAGGCUUUCCCUGAGUGGUUGAGCAAUGACAAAGAGAAGUUAAUUGCAGAUACUAAUCACUGGAAAGCAAUUGUUGAGAAGUCAUAUCUCAAUGGAAUAGGUAUUGACUGGUCAAAUGUGCGAAAUGUGAUGGACAUGAAAGCCAUCUAUGGGGGGUUUGCUGCUGCUGUCUCACAGCAGGAGGUUUGGGUGAUGAAUGUGAUCCCGGUCCAUGCACCGGAUACACUUCCGAUAAUUUUCGAACGUGGUCUGGUCGGCAUCUACCAUGACUGGUGCGAGUCUUUUGGUACUUAUCCACGUUCAUACGACCUUCUUCACGCCGAUCAUUUGUUCUCAAGGCUUAAGAACAGAUGCAAGGAGCCUGUGGCGAUUGUGGUUGAGAUGGAUCGUAUAUUACGACCCGGAGGUUGGGCAAUUAUACGUGAAAAGCUGGCAAUUAUGAAUCCAUUGGAAGAGAUACUGAAGAGUCUACAAUGGGAGAUUCGGAUGAGUUAUUCUCAUGGAGAUGAGGGAAUCCUAUGUGCACAGAAGACCUUGUGGCGGCCUUGAACAAAUUUUCAAUUGAAGCCUUUUUGUUCUAAACAUGGCCUCAAAAAUGAAACAAAUUCUACGCUCAUUUUUUACAAUGGCGGAAGAUGAAGGCAGGAUCUUUGCAAGGAAAAGAGAUAUAAUGCUCUUUCUGGUUCCUUUUCUUUUCUUCUAUAUGAAUUUGUAUCAUUUGCUACUGACUGGGAAAUGAUUUUUUCCCCUUAAAUUGUUGGGAAUUUAUAAAGAGGGUUGGAGAGGGGGAGAUUUUUAUUAUUAUGAUUUUUUGUGUUAACUACAUAUACAAGCUUAAUAUUAGGUACAUUUAUAUUGA
Molecule: messenger RNA, 3160 nt
Organism: Benincasa hispida (wax gourd)
Lineage: Eukaryota; Viridiplantae; Streptophyta; Magnoliopsida; Cucurbitales; Cucurbitaceae
Product: S-adenosyl-L-methionine-dependent methyltransferases superfamily protein
Cellular component (GO): cytoplasm; trans-Golgi network; endosome
Molecular function (GO): methyltransferase activity
Source: RefSeq, a predicted model, not a curated record